CUUUGCUGUCUGUUCCCAGGGCCACGAUGGGCAUCCUGGAAUAUUGGGGUGUUCAUCUGCAUCCGCUGUGCUGGGAUCCACAGGAACCUGGGGGUUCACAUAUCCAGGGUCAAAUCUGUCAACCUCGACCAGUGGACACAGGAACAGAUUCAGUGCGUGCAGGAGAUGGGGAAUGGCAAAGCCAAUCGUCUGUACGAAGCUUACCUGCCCGAGAACUUCAGGAGGCCCCAGACAGACCAAGCUGUGGAGAGUUUUAUCCGAGAUAAAUAUGAGAAGAAAAAAUACAUGGACAGAAGCAUCGACAUCAACACCUUCAGGAAAGAAAAAGACGACAAAUGGAAAAGGAGCAACGAGUCGGAAAGAAAACUGGAACCCAUCAUCUUUGAGAAGGUGAAAAUGCCUCAAAAGAAAGAUGAAACGCAGCAAUCCAGGAAAAGUUCCCCCAAAUCUGAGCCAGUCAUGGACUUGCUGGGCCUGGACGCUCCGGUGACAACGCCCGUCACCAACGGCCGGCCCAGCAGCCUGGAGAAGGACCUGGACCUGUUUGCAUCCGUGGGAUCCAGCUCAGACUCCAGGAAGGUCGUUGGCUCCAUGCCGACCUCUGGAAGCGCCGGCUCCGUUCCCGAAAACCUGAAUCUGUUCCCGGAGCCUGGAGGCAAAGGGGAGGAGGUGGGGAAGAAGCAGCUCUCCAAAGACUCCAUCCUGUCCCUGUACGGCUCCCAAACGUCCCAGGUGCCAGCACAAGGUAACCCUGGCUGGGGCUCUGCUAUUUUUGGGAGCCACGAGCCACCCCUGACCUCUCUCCUGUCCCACUUGCAGGUGACCCAGCAGAUGGCUGGGAUGAACUUCUAUGGAGCCAAUGGGAUGCUGGGCUACGGGCAGUCCAUGGGAGGAGGAGGAGGAGCAGCCCAGGGCAGCAACCCCUCGCUGUGGAAAUGAGCCCUCGCUCGCACGUGACCAUUUCUGCCUUUGUUCUGUUCUCCAAACCUGCUCCAUCAGACAUUCAGGGGUUUUGUUUUGCUUUCAGGUUCGGGGAGCCAAACCCCCUCCCCAACCUGAAAUUUAUUGGGGUUUUUUUUGUUUUUUUUUUUUUUCC
Ficedula albicollis (Collared flycatcher) is the source of this 1096-nucleotide messenger RNA. It is a transcript of the gene SMAP2, whose product is annotated as small ArfGAP2. The transcript has 8 exons. The record is from RefSeq and is a predicted model, not a curated record. Gene Ontology annotation, molecular function: GTPase activator activity. NCBI's taxonomy places the organism in Eukaryota, Metazoa, Chordata, Aves, Passeriformes, Muscicapidae. The annotation marks the transcript as partial.